Molecule: messenger RNA, 995 nt
Organism: Paramecium sonneborni
Lineage: Eukaryota; Ciliophora; Oligohymenophorea; Peniculida; Parameciidae
Source: the annotation of a GenBank genome assembly
AUGAAGUUUAUUGAGAAAUUUGACUUCUCAAAUUAAUUUUUAAUUAUCUGGUGCAAAAAUUAAAUAGUUUAAUAACACAAUAAUUAAUAGAUUAUACUUUAAUGUAAAUAUUCCAUUAAUAUUUAGCUUAUUGUCUCUAUUGCCUAUAUACAUAAUAGAAACAUUAAAAUAUUAUGCUGCAGUUAUAAUUAAUGUUAUAUGUUUCAGAAAUUAAAUAAUUCGAUAUCAUUCUUAAUUUAUCAGAUGCAUACAAAAUGGACUUAAAAAAUUAUCAUAGUAAGAUUCACUCAAUUUGUUCUAAUCCAACUGAGCUAUCAAACAAUAUGACUAUUUAAACUUUUAUAAGUUUCUUAAUAAAAUUAAAGAAGAAUUUAUUAUUCUGAAUAUUUUUUCUAAACCUUAUUAAGAAUCAUUAAAUUUAAAAAGAAUUUCUAGAUUUCAAAGAAAACAAAGUUUAUAGUUUAUAUGUUCUUGACUUUUUUUUAUUAAUCUAUGAUUAUUUGGAUUCAGAAUAAUUAUUGUAGAUCAUAUCAUCUUAAUUCUUAUUCUCAUAUUUAUUGAAUUAAUAAGGAACAAAAUUUAAGGAGGAUUAUAUAUUUUAAUCAACUUUUGUCUUCUAAUUAGAUUAGUUAAUUUUUCAAAGAUUCUAGAAUAUAUUAAAAGCUUUCUUAUGGUAUAUAAUAUUUUUUAGAUAGAUUAGAUAUCUCAAAUUUUGAAGAAGAAACUUUUUGAUUAAUUUUAGAUUUAGUGGCUUAUUAAAUCAGUAAUUUAAAAAAGGAUAAAUUCAAUUUCUUAUGGUAGCACUAAAUAAUAAGAAAGUGCUACCAUAAGAAACUGAAUUUAUGUUGUAAAUAUAUUCAUAUCUUUGGACUAUUAAAAGAAAAUUUUCCUUCCAGCAAAUAUUGUUCAUUUAUUAUACUGAAUUUCAAUUGAAUAGAAAUUUGAAAAUAUAAAGAACAAUUUAAAACAUUAAAUUUAGAUAUGGAAAUAUUUGA